Molecule: messenger RNA, 4560 nt
Organism: Coregonus sp. 'balchen'
Lineage: Eukaryota; Metazoa; Chordata; Actinopteri; Salmoniformes; Salmonidae
Source: the annotation of a GenBank genome assembly
ACACCACGAGAGAGAAGAGGAAGCAGGAGAAAGAUGGGGUAGAGUACCACUUUGUCUCAAGGCAGACGUUUGAAAUGGACAUCGUCAACCACAAGUAUGUAUUUCUUGAUGGGAGAGAAAGUAGCCAAAGACCUUUACUGAUUAUGCUGUUCAAUAGGCAGUGAUCAUCAUAUGGUUAAAGAAAUUAGCAGUAUCUAUUGUUACUACAUUAGUACUUUAUUAGUAAGUUAUACCCUUUUGAGUAAGGUGUUAACCAACAAUGCAUAUUUGCAUGUUGAGUGCAGUGCUACCACACGAGCACUUCCUUUGUUGGCAUUCCAUUUAACAAGAGCCUUGGAUAAGACACAUUCAGGCAUCUAGUCAUUGAACAAUAAAACAAGCAGGUGGUUCCCAUUUAAUAUGCAACAUGGGAGAUUAGCUGAAACGCUACCAUUCCAAGAUGUUUGGAACAGCCAGGGCUCUGCAAAAUGCUAUAUCUUAAGCGAAAAACUCACAAGAAGCGGGCGGGCGGAGCAAGCAGAGCGAGGCAGGUGGAAAGGAGGGAACAGACAGAGCAGUGACUGUAUGCCUCCAGGAUAGUCAAUAUCUCCAAUCAUCUUUGCUGAUAGCGAUGUUGUGUUUCCUCAAGUGGAUGAAUUGGUCUAAUUUAGCAUGUAUGGUAAAGCCUCAACCCUUAGCUACCUUUUCCAAUUCAAAUCAGCAAAAACAAAAGUGAAUAAUGACAACAUUUGUAUUGUUUUGUGAGACUACAGCGCCAGCGAUAAAAAGCAAAAAUAGAGACACGUUCUAAUUGAGGGACAACCCGCAUUCUAAAAUAAAUCACACAAAUGCCUCGCACUCUCGCCUUUGGCGAGUUUAGGCCAUUACUCAGAGAGAAGUAGUGAGCCUGAUAUUCCAUUGUUUUCAUGGCAUUUACUAUCGCUAAUGCUGAACCAGGACAGGAGAUUAAGAAAGGAGGUAAGAUGUGGCAUUCCAGUAAUGUCCUGGGAUGGAUUCCUGUUUUCCCAUCCUCCUUUUGUGUGUCUUUUAGUGCGAAGACAUCAAUGUAAUUACCACUGUAGCAGGCAAGUAUAAGGGUUGAUAGUUCAUUACAACCAAAACUGAUAGCAAGCGACAGGGAACGAGAUAACUUUUGGAUUUUUUCUUAAUCAGGAAUGACAUGUUAUUAAGGAAAAUUCCAAUAGUUCAAGGGAAAGUUCAGCUAUUUUACAUAUUUUGUUUAUCUUGAAAGCUGUCUAUGGACAAGGAAUGACUGCAAUCCACACUUUGGUUCUGUCAAACUAGCCACUUCAAACAAUUAGCAACAUUAGCAUUUUGGAUCAAUUCCCCAUGUAAGUCUCCUCCGUUUAGCAUAUAUCAAAGUAUUCCAUUAAGUUGAUAUUUGAUUGGCUCAAUUUUAAAUAGUGUUUCUGUAUGGUUUUGUGUCUCAGGUUUUUAGAGUAUGGGGAGCACAGAGGGAACUACUACGGGACCAGUCUGGAGUCGGUGCACAAGGUCAUAGGGGAGGGCAAGGUGUGCCUACUGGAUGUGCAGCCUCAUGUGAGUGACAGGCCAGCAGGCCAAUCACAAUCCCGGACCAGUAAAUUACAAUUCAAGGAGCCAAUGAUUUGAUUGAUUAGAUGUAUUGAUCUUCUAAUGAUCACGUCAUAAAAAUGGUGACAUGGGGCCUAAUUUGUGUGCUUCUUAACUAUAAUUUUAAUUCAAAUCUCUCUUUGUCUCUCUCUCUAUCCCUCUGCUUGGCUCUCUUUCCCUCUUUUCAAUACCACAGAUUGUACAGCGUUUGCACACAACCGAGUUCAAACCGUGUGUUGUUUUUGUGAAGCCACCAUCGAUUCAGGAGCUACGUUUAAGCCGAAGGAAAGCUAAAUUCAUUUCCACCCAAGAUAUGACGAAACUGACAAAGACAUUUUCGGUAAUGUCAAGGCUGGGUGAAACAGUUUUUGGUAACAGUUUAUAAAAACGUUCAGUAACAAACCAUUUAUAAGACAUUUAUAAAUAGUUGAAUCAGUACUCCUACAUUUGUAAAUGUGAGGGAUUCCCUUUUCUUUGAAAGCUAGUUAUUCACACAUUUAUUAAUAAUUCCUAAGCUCAUUCAUAAGGUGUUUAAUAUAGAUCCUUAUAAACCAUUUUCCUAAUCAUUAGUAAUUUUUUUGCAGUCCCUGAUCUAAAGUGAGCGCUAUUUAUAGUUUAUAAAUACUUUAUAAAUCUGAUGAAUCGUUAAUACAUUAUUUAAAAGUUGUUUAUACAUAUGUGAAUAACUAGCUUACUAACAUUUACAAUGAUUCAUAAAUGGUGCGCAAAUUGUUUAAAUGCAUAAUAAGUAAGUAUUAUUAUAUAUUUUUUUAAACCUAUGUUUGAAUGGAAACUGUUCUUUAUGUUUUUGCUGCAAUGUAGCUUCGUACAUGUCAUCAUUAAGGUGGAGGGGAACACUGAAAAAAGUCAUCUGUUCUCACUUGUCGGACACACACACACACAUAAUCAAACAUGUUUGUGUCCCAGGUCUUGUAACAUGGAAGCAUGAGGUGGUGUGAGGUCACACACACCUCAGUUUACACAUGGCUGAUCCUCUGACUUAUAAGAGUAGUCAGUGGCCAAAAGGUCACAAAUAAAAUGGCUGCUGGGUGGGCUGCAUAUACAGUGGGGUCCAUAAUGAUUGGAAUCCUUGAUAAAGAUGAGCAAAAAAGACUGUAUAUUGUAGGACAUUUUAGCCAAAAACCUGGUUGCCUCUGCCAGGAGGCUGACACUUGACUGCAAGAAAAUAACCCCAAGGACACGUCAAAAUCCACAAAGAAAUGGUUAAUUGACCACAAAAUCAACAUUUUGCACUGGCCAUCUCAGUCUCCUGACUUGAACCCCAUUAAAAACCUGUGGUUUGAAUUGAAAAAGGCAGACGAAGGAUGUCAAGGAUCUGGAAUGAUUCUGUAUGGAGGAAUGGUCUUAGACGACUCCCAAUGUGAUCUCCAAUCUCAUAAAACAUUUUAGAAAAAUUCUCAGUGUUGUUAUCCUUGCAAGGGGAGGGUGCUGGAGUACUGAAAACAGGGGUGCCAAUAAUUUUGACCGGCUAUCUUUAAAAAAAUAUUUUUUCAUUACUUGUUAAACAACAUCUAUUUUUCUGAGCAAUUGUAUUACUAUAAAAUAAUAUAAUUUCCGAAUUUUUUGGAGCAUACAUUAUAGCUCAGUAUUUGUAUUAUUUUAUACAGUAUUUUUUGCACAUCUUUAUCAAGGAUGCCAAUAAUUAUGGACCCCACUGUAUGUUCCAAAAUAACAUAUCUGUUUGCCAGCAUAUGUGUGUCUCUGGGUGGGGCAGAGGGCCUUGGUGGAUGUUGUCAGGUCACUCUCAUAACUCCCAUCUGUAUUCUCAGUUUGUGGUCACAGCCACCUCUAUGAAAACAUAGGGUCACACAUCUGGGUUGGACCGUGGUCUAAGGUUGUCCGAUGUCAGGCAUCAGAGCCUAACACGAUUUAAGCAUAUUAUAUGCCUCCAUGCUUAAAGCGUCAAUCAGCAGUUGAAACAAAGUGUCUCCCCGCCCCUGUUUCGGUAAAGAUAUGAGGGAUGGGGCUGGAGUAAUGUAACCACUCUCAAAUUCAUAGACAGAGCUAUGGAUGAAAACCAUUUUUGAGGCUAUUUAGUGUUUUUUCACAUUUAGUAAAACAAGCUUUAAUUUUGGGUUCUGAUGGGGUAUGACAGUUGAACUAAGCUCAUGAGGCAAUAAUAAGUUAUAUUUUUGAAGAAUCAAUGCGUACAUUUAAUUAAUUUACAACUUACAAGGUGUCAUUUCGAACUUUGGUUGUUCAUCAGCAGUCACUCAAUUAUCCUAUGUCAGCUAAUUUUCUCUUGAUUCGUAAGUUAGUCUAGCUGCCAGCUAUCUAAACUUGUAGUAAGCAUUGUCGAAUUACCGACUUUCCCAUUUGAUCAUAAGUUAAAUAAGUUAAUAAGUCGUAAGUCGCUCUGGAUAAGAGCGUCUGCUAAAUGAUGUAAAUGUAAAUGUAAAUAAGUUAUCAUAUUAAAAACAUUUGCCUCCACCCUAUGCCAAAAUGUGUUGAAUUGCAGGAAAUGUGGGUACACAGACCCACGAGCCACUGCGGCCCCUCAUGAUGAGUUUCGUAUUUUUUUGUGGCCCCCACCCUCAUCAAAGUUGCCCAUCCCUGCCUUAUGCUGGUGUUUAUUGAUGUGAUGUUUCAACAGUGCAGGGUUUAUUUCACAUAAACCCCUUUGCAGCUAAAGGCAGGAUCACCUGACAGUGAGUGAUAAAACUCAUGUUUUUGGAUGGAAAGACCCAUACUACCAUCCUUCCAAAGCAUGACCUACAAUUGGCCUACAGGUGAGAAUUCAGCUGUAGAAUUUAUGAAUUCAGAAUUCACACAUGUACUUUCUGUUUCUCACAGGAAGAGGACUUUGAAGAUAUGAUUAGCUCAGCAGAAGCCAUGGAUAGCCAGUACGGCCACCUGUUUGAGAUGGUCAUCGUCAACGGCGAUUUCGCCAUGGCAUUCAACAAACUGAGGGCGGAGCUGGAAAAGCUUGAGACGGAGGAGCCUCAGUGGAUUCCUGUGGAGUGGACC